GGCAGACGUGUCUGUCAGAGCGCUCCGCUUGAACUGAAGUUUUCCCUACCUUUACGAUAAUUGUGUGCUUGUAAUCGCGUAUGGAUAUGUACGCUAGGUAACUGUACCUAAUAUCUUCAAGUUUUGGCUUAUCAUAUGGGAUUUGAAAAGUUGUAAAGGCGAAAUUUCUGCUUGAAGAACAUCCGCAACUAAGGAACAAAGACCCACGCGGACAAAAUGGCGACCGACGCGCGAGAAACCGGAGCACCUGGUGAGCUUUAUCGACUACUCGAGACAACCACCGACGCUACUGAAGAAGAAAUCGUUCAUGCCUACAAAGCGAAAGUGAAGAAUUACGAGGAAACGACCAACACGACCAAGGAUAAGCGCCUGUUGAACACAGCUCGACAGAAGUUUGCUGAGGUAAGCAAGGCCUUCUAUAUACUCUCGGACAAACACCGACGAGAACUCUACGACCAAUCAAACCGGAUAGUCGAGCCUACUAAACGUGACAAGAAAGCAAAGCCAAAUGGCGAAUACUUCGUGCAAUUCAACAAUGGCAGUGCAAAUGUCUAUCUCCCAGUAGGUUCAGUAGAACAGUGGGUAAAAGCCAUCGAAGCGCACUACGGCACAAGCUCAGUGGACAAAGAGUCCAAUAAUGCCCACCAGCUGGCAGUACCGUUUCUUGCGCCCGACACAAACGAAGCCGUCGGAUCAGUUACCUUACAUGUGUACCGAACUACGUGUAAGAUACUUGUUCAAGGAUCGGCGUACUAUCUAUGGACCAUGUACACUUUUGAACAGUUGAAACAGCUGAUCCAUCCACCGACAAUAGUCCCAGACACCGAAGUCCGUUGUGAGGACACAGUUUGCAUCAAAUGUAACCGCCCAGGCCCAGAAGACGAAGGAGUCAUGCAGUGUAACGUAUGCUACAAAUGGUACCACUAUGCAUGUACGGACCUACACGAAUCCUCUCUCUGUGAACUUAUUCAGAAUGAAGACAGUGAAUAUGUGUGUAUUGUAUGCUCCACUGAUACCACCGGUAAACUCAAGACACAAUGCCCGGCUGUCGUGCAGGAGGAAACAGACGUACGUGAGGAAACCGUCCCGAAGCAAGUUGUCGAUGACGGUAAUAACAACAGAACGGCAUCAUCGCCUAGUGACAGAAAAACUAGAGAUGAUGACCAAAUCGCAUCGCUUCAAAACAGCGUUGACAAACUUGAAGCUAUCCUUAGCACCAGGAUCACAAAGGAAAACAAUGCGGUAGACAUGUUGGCGGCGCGCAUUGCACACAUUGAAAACCGCCUAUUGUCUGACACAAAGGAAGCGCCCGGUGACAAGAUGGCGAAGGAGAGUGACAUUGAGGUGCUAAAAAGACGAGUGAGAUCCCUUGAGGCAGAAAACAAAAACUUGCGACACAGAAUAGCGGCCCUGGAAGAGAAAGGUGUCAAAAACGUCGUCUCCAUGGCAACACAAAGUGACAACACACCGGCGGCUCCUCAAACACUCAAUGAAGGCGAACCAUGCAUUGGUGAUGUAACAACAGUACCCAACAUCCCGACAAACAACAGGUUCCUUCCACUAACAGAGAAUACACCACCACAAGAACAGACAACUAACGGCGAUGUCCCAGCCAGCUCACACAACGGAAACAAACCACAGAGAGGCCCGACACCUAACCGGCGGCACAAUGACAAUCAGACACGGGCAGAAAUAGUCAUCAUUGGUGACUCCAACACAAAGGGUAUAAUCCCAAACAUGCUGUACCCCGGUAAAGGAGUUACAAAAUACACAGCGAUGACUAUCCCUCAGGCCUCUGUCAUGAUCAAGAGCACUGCUGACCUUGACCCCAAAUGUAUAGUGUUCCACGUGGGGACCAAUGACAUUAGACAAGAGAAGGCAGCAAAUGGAGUGACGGAAAACCUCAGAGAGCUAGUCAACACCACCCACACUAAGUACCCAAAUGCAGCUAUCGUGAUGUCAACAGUCCCACCCAGGGACGACAGUCACUUGAUGGAAGUGACACGCGAUGUCAACUCAUUCCUCCAGAUCCUUGGUCAGGAAACGCCCUUUCUUACUAUAGCAAACAACGACAAUCUUGGGGUUGGUAGACAGAUCAAACAAUACCUGUACCGACACGACGGGUACCACCUCAACAAAGGAGGGCUAAAGGUAAUGGCAGCGAACUGGAAGUCUGCCAUCCACCCCAAAGUAGGUCUUGGGGUCUACGACAGAAGAAACGGAAGGAGCGACCGUAACCCUCGCACCCGUAUUACAAGUCCGUCAAUGUCCUCACAACAGAGCAAUGAUAACGGACGCAACACAGAGAACGUGCAACCCACAAGGAGCGGCCAGCGCUACAGGGCAGCCAACCGACACCCUGCCGAACCCCGUAAUAGGGAACCCACAGCAACAGACCAGCUCCCACCUGAACCCCGCAGCAUGGAACCUACAGCAGCCGGUCGGGGCUGUGACGCACCGUGGCAACCCCCGAGACCAACCGACGAUAGACGACGCCCAUCCAGCUGGUCGCACCCACCGUACCAACGUGACGCAGCCGUCCCGCCACGCCCGUUCCCUCCAUUCGUCCCCAACUUCGAACACAUGUACAUGGACUGGUAUCCAGAGACCCAGAGAGAUCCACGGCCGUGGGUUCCUCCGGAGUUCGCUCAGAGGUAUCCAGACUGGCGAUACUAUGAGCACAUGCGUUACUAACUGGUCACCCUUGAAGGUAUGAUGAAAAGCGAUUUAAUAACAACUAUGGAAUAUGUGAGAUGGAUAACAGUAAGACGAGAGUAGUCAGAUACAUCCAUUAUCUUAGAGGUAGAUCAAACUAUUACUAGCAAGGUAACGUACUAAUAUUAUCGUAAAGGUAGGGAUAAAAUACUAAAUUGUUUAUAAGACAUGUCCAAUGGUUCAUUGAACAUAGGAUUUUGGAAUGUGCACGGUUUAGGUAGAAAACUUGAAGUAGAUAAUUUUAGAAGUAGUUUAGAAAAACUAGAUCUCUUUGCCCUUAUUGAAACUUGGAGUAACGAAUCAUCAGAAGUUGACAUUCCAAAUUUUUAUCAUUUCUCAUCACUAAGACAGAAACAACAAAAGGCCAGAAGAAACUCAGGAGGUAUAAUAUUUUACUUUAGACAAGAAAUAGAUAAGUACAUCAAAAGAGAACGGGGCACUUCUGAUUGCAGUGACUUGCUCUGGA
Molecule: messenger RNA, 3181 nt
Organism: Branchiostoma floridae (Florida lancelet)
Lineage: Eukaryota; Metazoa; Chordata; Leptocardii; Amphioxiformes; Branchiostomatidae
Exons: 1
Coding region: 217-2694 (825 amino acids)
Source: RefSeq, a predicted model, not a curated record